UACCGAGAGAAAGAGCAGAACUGUGCGGUGUUGUGCGGAUUCGGUUGCGCGGAAAUUUAUCAUUUUCUGUACACAAGCCCCAGUACCCAGAGUCGACGCGUAUGUACGUUUAUAGUUUCGGAUGGAAGUCAGUCACAGCAGCAGCAUCUCGAGUGAGAAGUACUUUUUUUUUCGGUUGAAAGUUUGGUGAAGUGUUGGAAGUUGCAAUUGCAAGUCCAGUGCGGUGCAGUACAGUGCAGUGCAAGGUUAGAGUUCGAUCGGUGUAGGUCUUGGCUAAGAUCUGGCAGCAAAGAAGAUUGGAAGCUUUGAUCCAGAAGAAAAAGGAGAUUUCAGAAGUUAGAUCCUGGGAUUGGAAGCAAGCAUAUUUUGGAACAAAGAUCAAUAAAAGGAGUUUGAGGACACGUUACGCAUUGCGUGUGUGUUGUGGGUGGUGAAGAAGCGUUACGCAGUUGUAGCAUAAAAGUGAGUCACGGAAUCGGAGGAGAUUGGACGCCUCCAAGAGUGAGGGAGAACGGGCGAUUGUUCAAGGGGAUCGGCUCGAAGCGCGACGUGGCUAACACAGCAAUCUAAAUUUUAUAAGAAAAGCCUAGGUCAAUAAUGUGUAUAGUGAUGUGUUUUGCUGAUACAUGAGAGUCGGGUGCUUAGUCGGUUGAUUUAUUUUUGUACGGCCUGUGUGUCGUAGCCGUCAUCAUAUCUCUCCGAAGUGUGCGGGGGACUCCGCGGGAAACAAGUGGGGUGGUUUGUUUUUCGCUGAUAUUUUUGAAAAUUGAUGCCCACGAGAUAAGGUGUGUAUGCGAUCGAACGAGAGUGAGUAAGCCAAAGUCAGUCAGUAUAUUUGAAAAUAACUUUUCCGCGAACAUCCACCUAAGCGAGUGCUAACGGAUUUGAACGGUGGAAGGACGUGUGUUGGUUUUCGUCUAGUCGGCAAAUUGGUGGUUCGCGAUUUGUUGACCACCGCAUCGCAGUGUGUCUGUGUAGUUUGAAGGUGAUUUUUCGUACUGCGACGACACCGAAGACGUUGAUUAUUUGCGAUGUUCAAACUGUUUGAAGGCAACAAAAUAGACACCUAUACCACCGCUUGAUUUUCGUCAAUGGUAUCGUUGCAGAGUUGAAGAUUUUCGCUAAUCCGGCAUGAUUUGCUGAUCAACUUUAUAUUAAAGAUUUACGCAAAAUGGUCUACUACACGGGACUGCCGCUGCUAAUGCAGCAAGCAGAGAACAACACAAUCACCCAGCUUUGCUUCAACAGCACAUCGAACGACCAUUCCCGGCAGCAGGAGCAGCAACAGCAGCUGGAUCAACAUCAGCAAUCACAGCAACAGCAGCACCCAUCGCAGCAAAGGUUCCAACAGCAAGUGGUCAACCUGAGCAACAGCAAUGGCCAAUCGGUACCGUACGGAAACUUUCAUCAAGCCACUGGCAACGGCGCGGUGUCGUCUGGUUUGGUCACGCAGCAGCAGACGUCCCCGGUGGCCAGUGCAAAGUUCCGCUGCGAGCAGUGCAACAUCAAUUUCGGUAGCAAAAGUGCUCAUACCAGUCACAUGAAAUCUCACGCCAAACAGCAACAGCAAGCCAUCGGUGAAAGUAAAGGCGGUACGAGUUCCAAAGGGUUAAUGAAUGGGCAGGCCACUCCGGCCGAUCCGUAUCAGUGCGAUGUUUGUAAGAAAACAUUUGCCGUCCCGGCCCGACUGGUGCGGCACUACCGGACGCACACCGGUGAACGUCCAUUCGAGUGCGAAUUUUGCCAUAAGAUGUUUAGCGUUAAGGAGAACCUGCAGGUUCACCGGCGGAUCCACACCAAGGAACGACCGUACAAGUGCGACAUCUGCGAGCGAGCUUUCGAACACAGUGGAAAGCUCCAUCGGCACAUGCGGAUACAUACCGGCGAGCGACCGCACAAGUGUAGCGUGUGCGGCAAGACAUUCAUCCAGUCGGGUCAACUAGUCAUCCAUAUGCGGACUCAUACCGGUGAGAAACCCUACAAAUGUCCAGUCGAGGGCUGUGGCAAGGGUUUCACGUGCUCGAAGCAGUUGAAAGUGCAUUCGCGCACUCACACCGGGGAGAAACCGUACCAUUGUGAUAUUUGCUUCCGGGAUUUCGGAUACAAUCACGUGCUGAAGUUGCACAGAGUUCAGCACUACGGAUCCAAGUGCUACAAGUGCACCAUUUGCGAUGAAACGUUCAAGAGUAAGAAGGAAAUGGAGGCCCAUAUCAAGGGGCAUGCCAAUGAAAUCCCAGAUGAGGAAGAGACUGAAACCAAGCCUACAGUGGCUGCCCCGCCCGCGAGUAACUCCAGCAGUCGGAGCAGUUUGGAGUAUUCGUCAAGCUCGAGUAGCAUAGCUGCGCCGGAUAGUUUGUCAGCGGCAGAGGAUGCGAUGGAAUUAGAGGAAGAUCUCCACAGUCCAAAGGUAGAGUUCCGUGAGCAGCUGGUGAGCGGCCAAGUCAGCCCUGGCGGAAGCAUGCCGACUGAAAAUAUUCACUACUACUCUCGGUUUGAGGAAUCGGUGUUGCGAAGCUACGGUGUCCAGUCUGGCGUGAAUCCGGCAUUGCUGGCAGCGGCUUCGAUUGCAGCUGCCGCUUCCGCUUCCAGUAUGGAUCAAAAUGACAUCCAAAGCAAUAGGACUCCAUCGCCACCGCCACUGGCAGCAUUCUCGCAACAGCAUCAUUUGAUGGCGUCGAACGUUGAUCGGUUGACGCCACCAUCUUCACAGCACCAGCAGCCCAUCGAUAUGAUGGUUCACCACCACCACCACCACCACCAGCAGCAAGGGCAUUCACAAUUUCAGCGGCAGCAGCAGUCACCGAUCAAUACAGGCGCCUUCAUGUAUGAACCGUUGGCGAUCAUGAAGCAUCACGGCUACUUCGCUCCGGCUUCGCAGGUCACCGAAUUCAGAUCAUCUAGUGACAUCGUGCGGCAAGUGGAAGCGGCCAUUGCCGGAACGGAAAACCUGCUGACGCCCCCACGUUCAUCACCGGAAUCGCCGGAUCGUUCCUCGUCGCCCGAGUCCGAUUCAGUAUUAAUGGCCGAUCGGGACAACAACACGUUGCCACCGCGGAAGCGGAAGCUGUACUUUAAGAACGAACCGCAAGACCUACAACACGCAUCACCCGAACCGGCGGCAUCAAAGGAUGCUUCCGGAAGUCGAACGCCUCCUUCACCGCCGGUCAUACGGAUGAGUUCGGUCAUUCAGUACGCCAAGGCAUCCUAAGUGAGCGUGUUUUCUACGUUCGAUGAUGAUGAUAUUUUUCUUCUGGGCGGCCAUAUUCGAUGUAGAGUGCGCUAAGUUACAAGGCUAGCAAGUGGUUUAGAAAUAGAGGAAAGCAGACUUAUUAGGGGAUAGCUAAAUUAAUGGUAACGUUUUUAGAAGGUAAUAUUUAUCUACAACAGUAGAAUGUAGCAAGUCGACAAGAUUUAAGAGAAAUCAUACAUACAAACAAAUACACAUACACACAUGCAUACAUUAACUGCAAGAAGACUGUCUCAGGUUAAUCAGUCAUUACAUUUGAUAAGUUUAUCGCUUCUUUUGGAAUGUGGAUUGUUGACAGUUGGAGAGGGCUGACAUUGAAAUGGAGGCAUCCGGCAACACUGCCAUUGGCGUCUUGUCCGAGUUCAGCGUGAGCACGUUUCCAAUUGAAACGAAAGAAGGAUGUUUUUGGACAAAGAAAAUUAUUAAGACUGUUGAAUUGUCAAAAGAUUCUAGUAAUCGAGAAAUAUUUUAAGACGGUAGGUAACGUGCGACAAGAAACACUAGAAAAGAUGGAUCAAAAUCAGUAUAGGAGAUAUAUUUUGCGGCGAAAUCACAUUUUUUGGAUAGGCAAUUGCAGCGAUAAUGGGAAAAGGUAACUGAGAGAAAUCGACAUUUGAUGGCCAUUUGAAAAGACUAGCUUUUUACAGAAGAAAAACCGUUAAGGACAGACGGAGAGCGUAAGAAGCGCGGAAAAAGAUAGACUGGAAUCCCCCAAAAGUAAUCUUUAGCGAUAGGUAACCAAACAAACACUUUAUCGAGUUCUAGAAAUCACUAGCGUCUAAGAGUCUUCUUUCCGAACCCAAACUUUCAGCAAUCCUUUAAUGGUAACUGUAUAAGCAUAUAAUCAACAAACUCAGAAGCAUAUUAGCGAAUAAAAUUGGAUAGCAACAAUUGAAAGCAAAAGUACACCACUACACACACUGCCAACUUGAAAAAAAAAUCGAAGCUGAAACUGAAAUCUACACUCAAAGCAGCAAUAGUAAAGCAAAACAGAAAAAAAAAAACAAUCAGGGAACUGGCAGCACUGUACAGCCACGCAGCCAAAUUUUUGAUAACAAUGCAUACAAGCGCAGUUUAUAAACUGUCAAAAAAAUGCAACAAUAAGCGAAAGAAUAUACCUCAACUGCAGAAUACUAUUGAAUGUUUGCCGAUAAAACAAAUAAAAAAAAAAAACACCACUGUAAAUAGGCAUCCCUAACGAAGCGUACGAAGAUAAAUCACGAAAACAUAGUCGGAAGAGCAAGUGUUUGGUUCUGAUCUCUGCUAGUAGUCUGUAAGUGUCUUCGGUUAGUUCAACCGUUGACAACAGCUGGCACCAGUGGCGCUGGUGUUCCAACAGACACAUCCCCCUUUAAUAUUAAUUUUCUCUUACAUACUACAUUAUAAUGCUUUAAGAUAUUGUCUAAACUGUAUUCAUAUAGAAAGCAACCACAUACAGAACAAUGCAUUUAAUACUAUUUUUAAAAUAGUUGGUUUAGAUUUAGGCUCCGACUCGGUUGCAUCCCGAUCCCGUGGAUGGAGCCGAUCCGGAACAAACAGAAAAACUGAAAUCGUGAUUAUUUCUCUAAGUUCUCAUGUUAGGCGAAAGAGUAUCGAAAAGCUUUGUUUUGUUUGGUGUCAACCAGCUUCCGGAUUCAUCGUUGUCGUCGUCGUUUAUUUGAAUAUACACCAAAAAUUGUUUCACUCGUUUCGUUUUCCAAUUUUGUUCCUUAAAGAAAUGUUCCGUUCUCUUAAAUAGCAACUAGUUCUACUCAUUACUGUUCACGAGAACACUGCGCAUCAUCCAGUGAAAAAAUAAAUAAAGCAAAACCUUCCUUAGCAUGAAUGAAAUAAAAAGUGUUGCUGUUCAACAUUUGUAGGAAUCAAAUAGCCGAAAUUAGUGGUUUUUGUUGAUCUGUUUUCCGUUUCUCAAGUGCGUUUUUCUAUUCAUUAGUAGGUAAAUGGGAAAGAAAAUUCUGUUACACUCUAAUAUAGUUGACAAAGCAUAUUCAUACAAACACAAGCAAAACAUUAUAAUCGCAUUGAAAGUAAGACGGCAAUACUAGGAGGACUUUUACUGUGUAAAAACGUUGGAAGGCAUGUAAAAGAAAGGAAAGGAGUAAUUACAUAUAACAUCAAAAAAACAUGAGAAAAUAAUCAUUUUUAAUCGCUGUAUCUGUGCUCUAUAAUUGGAUAGUAACAAAAUCGCAAUAAAAUGAAACUAAACAAAAAAUCAACAAUCCGCUUAGUAGGUCCUUGUUUUUGUCUUUACGCCUCAGUGUAGUUGAAAUCAUCAUAUGAUCUUAAUGAAAUACAAUUAAAAACAAAAUGCCCUCACUACAAAAAAAAAAUGUAGACAUUUCUGAUCGGCAACCCGAGAACUGAGAUAGAAUGGGAGGAAUGAUGCAAAAGCUGGUAAGAUGGAAACAACUUUUGUGACACUUAGAAUAUAGAUUAGUGCACGCAGUCUACAUUGCGUUGCAAUUAACUAAACAAUAGUGACGCGAGUGACCAUAAGCCUCGGUUGUAAGUAAGAGCGAAAAUAAACUGAAUUAUUCUAUUGAAACGUGA
This is a messenger RNA of Ochlerotatus camptorhynchus, 5797 nucleotides long. RefSeq names its product Kruppel homolog 1 (gene Kr-h1). The transcript has 5 exons. Gene Ontology annotation, biological process: embryo development; urogenital system development; regulation of transcription by RNA polymerase II. NCBI's taxonomy places the organism in Eukaryota, Metazoa, Arthropoda, Insecta, Diptera, Culicidae. The record is from RefSeq and is a predicted model, not a curated record. Gene Ontology annotation, molecular function: DNA-binding transcription factor activity, RNA polymerase II-specific; RNA polymerase II cis-regulatory region sequence-specific DNA binding. Bases 1172 to 3208 code for a protein of 678 amino acids. Gene Ontology annotation, cellular component: nucleus.